This is a messenger RNA of Spodoptera exigua (beet armyworm), 1210 nucleotides long. The record is from the annotation of a GenBank genome assembly. Lineage: Eukaryota; Metazoa; Arthropoda; Insecta; Lepidoptera; Noctuidae.
AAAGCGCAACUAAUUACAAUUGUAGAUAAGAUGUAUUACCUAAUUUAUUAAUCGUUUCUACUGGGGGCAAUACGCACGUCGCCAUAACCGUUAAAAAUGGCCAGUUUAGUGACGAAAAAGAGUGUUUUGUUGGCGAGAUUAGUUAAAAAUGUCGGCGAUUGUACUAAGAGAUUGUCUUCUCACUUUAUUUAUUAUCCUGAUAAUGAGAAACCUGUGGAAGGAGAGACUGCAAAAAUGAACAUGAUGCAGGCCAUCAACAAUGCAAUGGACCUUACUCUGAAGAAUGACCCGACAGCUGUUCUGUUUGGUGAAGAUGUUGCCUUCGGUGGAGUCUUCCGAUGUGCACUUGGAUUACAAGAGAAGUAUGGUAAGGACCGCGUGUUCAACACUCCGCUGUGUGAGCAGGGGAUCGCAGGGUUCGGUAUCGGGCUGGCCACGGCCGGCGCUACUGCUAUUGCAGAAAUACAGUUUGCUGACUACAUAUUCCCAGCUUUUGACCAGAUAGUAAACGAGGCGGCGAAGGCCCGCUACCGGUCGGGCGGCCAGUUUGACUGCGGAGCGCUGACUAUCCGCACUCCGUGCAGCGCUGUAGGACACGGGGGGUUGUACCACUCACAGAGCCCCGAAGCUUUCUUCGCACAUGUGCCUGGACUUAGGGUAGUUGUACCUCGCGGUCCUAUCACAGCUAAAGGUCUCCUCCUAUCGUGUAUCAGGGAGAAGGACCCCUGUGUGUUCCUAGAGCCUAAGAUCUUAUACCGUUCUGCAGCUGAAGAGGUUCCAGUGGAAGAUUACACCAUACCACUUGGGAAGGCUCAAGUCUUAAGAGAAGGUGACGCGGCGACUUUAAUAGGCUGGGGUACACAAGUCCACGUCUUGCUGGAGGUGGCGCAGAUUGCUGAAGAAAAGCUCGGAGUCAAGUGUGACGUGAUCGACCUACAGUCCAUCCUGCCCUGGGAUGAAGAAACUGUUUGCAACUCUGUAAAGAAAACUGGUCGCUGUCUGAUCGCUCACGAAGCUCCUCUGACGUCAGGAUUUGGAGCUGAAUUGGCCGCUACUAUACAGGAGGAGUGUUUCUUACAUCUGGAAGCUCCUAUCUCCCGCGUGACUGGCUGGGACGCUCCCUUCCCUCAUGUCUUCGAGCCAUUCUAUCUGCCUGACAAAUGGCGUUGCUACCAGUCGCUCACUGAAAUACUAAACUACUAAAGGACAU